GAAGCGUGGGGCGGCCUUGCGACUGUGCGGUAUGUGCGUGUUCUUUGUGUGGGACUGGGAUGGGCUAAGCAGCAGUCCGUAGGAGGUGCAGACAUCCUCAGCAUCCUGGAGCAGAAAGGUGCAUGGGUAUAUAGUGGGGAGAGCAGACGGAGCAGUCAAAGUCUCCAGAAGAGAGGAACUCUACACACGGACAAGAUCUCAUUCAGAGCAUCGGCAGCAGGUUUUUUAAAAAAUCCCCCCAAAAAAACAGUUUAGUGAUCCAGGAUGCGAGCUCUGUUGGUCUUGCCUCUGCUGCUGUGUGCCGCCGUAUGCUGCGUGGACAGAGCGAGAGCAGAAGUGAAGGCGGUGAAAUUGUGUGGCCGAGAGUUGAUGAGGGCUGUGGUGUACACCUGUGGAGGAUCCCGCUGGAGGAGGUUCCUCACUGAGCCAGACAUGGAUGGUCUGUCCAGAGGAGAUGAGAACAGUGUGGAAAGUUUGCCAAGCGUCAGAAGUUACCCCGGCUCAGACCUGAUCAGACGGGACAUAAACAACAUCCUGUCCACAGUCUGCUGCCAGGUGGGCUGCAGGAAGAGCGACCUCACCUUCCUCUGCUGAGCGCCACCACACCUGGCGUCUUCGUCACCCCUUCCUCAGGUGACCCCAAACGGAUUAGUCUUGCCUUUUACCAGGAAGCAAAUGUCAAUCAAAGAGCUUAAAGACGACAUGAUCACUAUAUCAACAGUAGAAUGUGUUUUUCAAUAUUUUAUUUUUACAAUAUAUAUUUCUUACGUGUUAGGGGAGUUUAUUUGAACUUAAAUGUAGAUGUGAAUCACUACAAUAUUGUCUGAUAUGAUUUGUAGAAGAUUUGUUCAACUGUACCCAUUUUUUUUUUUUAAGUAAAUCAAAUUAAUAACAGAACUCAGGGAAGGUAGCUAAGAGUGUGAAAUGCAAU
Messenger RNA from Dunckerocampus dactyliophorus (ringed pipefish), 931 nucleotides. It is a transcript of the gene insl5a, whose product is annotated as insulin-like 5a. The transcript has 2 exons. Bases 265 to 594 code for a protein of 109 amino acids. The record is from RefSeq and is a predicted model, not a curated record. Gene Ontology annotation, cellular component: extracellular region. Lineage: Eukaryota; Metazoa; Chordata; Actinopteri; Syngnathiformes; Syngnathidae. Gene Ontology annotation, molecular function: hormone activity.